Molecule: messenger RNA, 594 nt
Organism: Penicillium cosmopolitanum
Lineage: Eukaryota; Fungi; Ascomycota; Eurotiomycetes; Eurotiales; Aspergillaceae
Product: ADP-ribosylation factor-like protein 1
Exons: 4
Coding region: 1-594 (197 amino acids)
Biological process (GO): intracellular protein transport; vesicle-mediated transport
Cellular component (GO): cytoplasm; Golgi apparatus
Molecular function (GO): GTPase activity; GTP binding
Source: RefSeq, a predicted model, not a curated record
AUGGGAGCUUCAUUAUCGCGUCUGUGGUCUCUGGUGUGGGCCAAGAAGGAGAUCCGAAUCCUCAUCCUGGGUCUCGCUAAAGGUAUAAUUCUGACAUCGAAUCCGCUCCGCGUACCGAACGUGCUGGCAACUUGGAGUGCUAACGACUCGCGUCUCCAGAUCGGCGAGGUGGUCACCACAAUUCCCACUAUCGGAUUCAACGUCGAAUCGGUCACAUAUCGGAAUCUAAAUUUGAAUGUUUGGGAUCUCGGAGGUCAAACAUCCAUUCGCCCUUACUGGCGGUGCUACUAUGCAAACACCGCUGCCGUCGUUUUCGUCAUCGACUCUACAGAUAUUGAGCGCCUGGGAACCGCCGCAGAUGAACUGGCAGCCAUGCUGAACGAGGACGAGCUCCGUGAAGCGGCCCUACUAGUGUUUGCCAACAAGCAAGACCAGCCGGGUGCCAAGGGUGCGGGCGAGAUCUCGGAGGCAUUGAAACUUGGAGAAUUGCGCGAUCGUAACUGGAGCAUUGUCGCUUGCUCUGCCAUUGAUGGCAAGGGCAUUAAUGAAGGCAUGGACUGGCUGGUGCAAACCAUCUCAGCAGAGAACGCAUAA